Molecule: messenger RNA, 1721 nt
Organism: Gossypium raimondii (Peruvian cotton)
Lineage: Eukaryota; Viridiplantae; Streptophyta; Magnoliopsida; Malvales; Malvaceae
Product: rho GTPase-activating protein 2
Exons: 4
Coding region: 104-1468 (454 amino acids)
Biological process (GO): signal transduction
Molecular function (GO): GTPase activator activity
Source: RefSeq, a predicted model, not a curated record
CUUGAAAAACUCUUGAGUUCAACACAACAAGAGAAGACUCCACACAGAAUUUAAAGCCUCGUGACCAUCGAAGAGAGAGAGAGAACCAAGGGCAUUACAGAUAAUGACUGGUUUAGUAAUGGUGACAAAAGGGGGUGGUUGUGGUGGUGGCGGUGGGAAGGGAGGAGCUAAAGGAGGAGUUAAGAGCCGUGAGGAAGAGCAGCAGAACCAGAUAUCUGUCCUGGCGUUGCUUUUGGCUGCUUUGAGGAAAUCCAUGGUGUCUUGUCGUGUUGAUUCCCGGGAUGAAGUAAUCUCUUCCACCCUUCAACAUAUGGAAAUCGGGUGGCCAACCAACGUAAGACACAUUACCCAUGUUACCUUUGAUCGUUUCAAUGGCUUCUUGGGUCUUCCCGUCGAGUUCCAAGUUGAAAUCCCCAAUCGGGUUCCAAGUGCCAGUGCUAAUGUGUUUGGGGUCUCAGCGGAAUCAAUGCAAUGCUCAUUCGAUCCCAAAGGGAAUAGCGUCCCCACUAUACUGUUGUUGAUGCAGGAGCGGCUUUAUUCACAAGGGGGAUUAAAGGCGGAGGGGAUUUUCCGGAUAAAUCCUGAGAAUGGCCAAGAGGAGCAUGUAAGGGAUCAACUUAACAAGGGCAUUGUGCCGGAUAAUAUCGAUGUCCAUUGUCUUGCAGGCCUUAUAAAAGCCUGGUUUCGAGAGCUUCCUUCAGGUGUUCUUGAUGGACUUUCCCCUGAACAGGUUCUCCGAUGCAAUACGGAAGAAGAAUCGGUCGACCUUGUGAAGCAGUUGAAGCCAACUGAAGCUGCACUGCUCAAUUGGGCUGUUGGUCUUAUGGCGGAUGUUGUGGAGGAAGAGGAAUCAAACAAAAUGAAUGCGAGAAAUAUUGCUAUGGUUUUUGCUCCGAAUAUGACUCGGAUGUCUGAUCCAUUGACGGCUCUGAUGCAUGCUGUUCAAGUGAUGAACUUGCUGAAGACCUUGAUCAUCAAAACGCUACGGAAACGUGAAGAGACGGCAAUGGGAGGGUAUUCACCGAUGUCGUCUCAUUCAUGUGACUGUCCUACAGAUGAGGAGUUCGAUAGUCAGCCAGAGAUGGAUACGAGUUGCGAACUGAGAGGGCCAACAUCCGAUUAUGAUAACACCCUUUACAGUAACUGUAGUGCAGAUGAAGAUGAAAUCGAAGCUGAAGUCGAGUCAUUGGGUGAAAUAGAGGAAUGCUUCGUAAGGCAACCGGACGAGCAUAAGAGCAUCACACAUAGUUUCUUUGAGGAAGUCGUGGACGAGUCACAGAGAGACGAUUCAAGUCCAAGAAGUUGCUCGGUUCGCAGUAUCGAAUCUGGUGUUUCCUUUACAGAUAAAAAGAACAAGAGUUCUGCCUUGUGUAUAGGUAAUGGUGAGAACAUUGGUGACACGGAUAUGGUAGACAAACUAGAUGAGCCUACAAAAUGGGACACAUCGUCUCUGUCUAUUGCUGGCUGACCGAUGAUUCGGCCUCACAUUAUUUAGGACAAUAGUUGCACAUUUUGGGUUGUCACCUUUCAACUAUGGUUCAGCAAGGGCUGAACCUGAACUCUGUAGUUGUAUUUUUUUUUUUAAUUUUAUGUUUAAUUAGGACCUCAAAACUGUUGGAACUAAUCAACCAGUCUUAGGUAGAUCCAGCUUUUAAAUUCAGGGAGGGUGUAAUUCUGAAAUAUGGUUGAAUUGCAAAGCUAAGGCAUCCAUUUGAAUUUUA